Molecule: messenger RNA, 2291 nt
Organism: Branchiostoma floridae (Florida lancelet)
Lineage: Eukaryota; Metazoa; Chordata; Leptocardii; Amphioxiformes; Branchiostomatidae
Exons: 7
Coding region: 218-1321 (367 amino acids)
Biological process (GO): nuclear protein quality control by the ubiquitin-proteasome system; proteasome localization
Cellular component (GO): nucleus
Source: RefSeq, a predicted model, not a curated record
UCCCAGAGCACUGCACGGGUGACGCCCGGGGUCCCAAAUUAUUUUUCUGUUUUCUGCAUUUUUUCGCGUCAGAAUCAAUUUUCGUCCCAUAGAUUUUGUACUCGGUGUACUCAUUGGUCAGAAGUUGUUGUAUUAUCGGAAAAUUUAGUUAAAAACGCCCCGUUUUCUGAGAGACCGAAGUCCGACUUGUAGCAACUUGUCUGCGAAAUUCUGCAAAAUGGCGACAAUUUCUUUCGGUGUAGGGAGCAGAGCUGUGAGUCCGGUAGUCGGGAACAGGCGGCCGCUUGGGGAACUAGACGCGCCCGUACGCGAGAUGAGACACCACUCACUGCAAAAUAUUGACAAUAGUUGGGGUGAGGGUUGGUACGACGGCGACACUGAGUCAGAGACGGAGAUCGAGGCGUCUCCCAGGAUGACCAGCUCCCCCCGCCUGCCGGUACCGGUCAGCAGGUCAGUCUGGGCUCCGGGGAGACCCCGGCCAGUCAUGGACACCCUCAGGCACAUCACCACCAAGCUGAACAACACCGCCGUGACUUCACCGCCCAGCAAGCACAGAGCAAAUGAAGAAUCACCUCCAGAAUUCCACAUGUUCUUUCAAACACCAGACAGAAGCCAGGAGGAGACAUUAACAAGGAAACGACUUCAGAUGACCCCGCUGGAUGCCGUGACCUCUGACAUGUUUGGUGAUCAGGAGAACAAUAGACUAGGUCCACAGCCACCAAAGCGAACUCGGGUGCACAGAGCGCCCCAGCCAGCUCACCUGUCAGCGAGGCUAACAGCCCUCAGCAAGGCCCAGCUGGUGGAGCUGCUUAGUAAAGUGGUCUAUGAGAGACACCCACAACUGGAACAGGAGGUUCACGCGAUGUUUCCUGAACCAGACCUGUCGGGCCAUGAAGACCACUUGAGCUCAUUAGUCCGCGGUGUGUACAAGUCCUUCCCUCGCAGUAGGCUGGGGACUGCCAGGGAUGUACACAUCUACAGGAAAGUGUCCAGACACUUGGAUCAAUUCAGGAGAGAGUGCUUGAACCAGGGCAAGGCCCUGCAGUUCUCCCAGGAGUGGGGUGCCUGUAUAGACUACACCCUGAGGGCCUGGCGCUGUGUGUCCGAGCUGCCCACCUUCGACUGCCCGUCCCACAAUGCUGCCAAGCAGCAGUGUUACAGCGGUCUGGCAAAGCAAUGCAAGAAAGCCUUGGGUCAGAGCUUCUUGGAGAAAGAGAGAUACAACCAGUUCAGGCCAAGAUUUGUGAAGGCAUGUCAGCUGAACCAACAGAUGGAACCCUGCCUCAGACUGCUGGAUGACAUCAUCAGAGACCUCCCCUGAUACAGUGUUUCACCCAGUUUCAGUCAACUUGCCAUCCGAUUGUUGUUCAACUCUCAGCCUUCUCUGGAUCUCUCAUUUCAUCAAGAAGAAAAAUCAUAACUAUGAUGUCCAGUUGAUAUGAAUUGAGAUAGAAUAAAAAAGACAUUUUCUAUUCUGGGAAUGCUUCGGCAACCUUUCAAGAGGGACCACCUUUUCCCCCAACAAUGUAUGAAAUGUAGUAUUUUAUUAUGAAGAAAGUGCUGCUGCAGUGGUUGUUCAUGUUAUAAAGUAUGCAUUUAAGUACUGAUGAAAUAGCUGAGAGCCUUGGAAUUUUAGUUGAUUUAGUGUGUAACAGACUUUAAGCAUGAGAUAAACCAUAUGGACAUACCAUAUAAUGGUAGACUACAGAUCCUGUUUGGGUUUCUAAGAUAUUCUGUAACAAUGUUGGUAGCUCUACAGUAGAAUAUUAUUGGGGCAUACUGACUAUGGAAAAAGAAAAUAGCAAAAGUCCUGCUCAAGGACGCUUUGUCGGACAUUUUGUUACAAAAAGUGACUUCACAAGAUUCUGUUGGACAGCCUAUUACAAAUCAUAUCUGUCUGUAAUCGUACAUUGAAUUAUGUUUUUCACAACAGAAAAUCUUUAUGAAGUAUGUAAUGUACUUUUUUCAUAUUGAUAAAAAGUGACAAAUAAUGUUGAUUGCAAAUUGUCGAGGUCCAUUUCACUACCUAUUUUAGAUGUAUUUUUACGUGAUUGUUUGCAAUUUUGGAUGAAUUUUAGACUAAUUGAAACUGAUGUUCUCUUUGAGACUGAUAUUGUGAAUGUAAAAUACUUAAUACAUGCCUUUACAUGUCUGGGCAUUAUUAUGAUAUCCAUCACAUAAGUCACAUUUGUUUCAUCAUUUGGAGAUUGAACAAAUGCUGCAGAUGAGACCCAGCAGUUAUGAAGUGAGUGCUGCAAGUGUCAUUAAAAAGGCAGUGGAUAGAAGUUUGA